This is a messenger RNA of Gadus macrocephalus (Pacific cod), 2239 nucleotides long. RefSeq lists its product as uncharacterized. The coding region runs from base 253 to 1032 and encodes 259 amino acids. Lineage: Eukaryota; Metazoa; Chordata; Actinopteri; Gadiformes; Gadidae. The record is from RefSeq and is a predicted model, not a curated record. The transcript is spliced from 5 exons.
GGAGCGGGUCCUGGCAGAGCCAGCUGAUCGCUGAGGCCGGCGGAGCUGUGAAGUCACUUGUUGCUGAGAAAACCGAUUCAUUCAGACUUCGCUCGUCUAUACCCUGGAGCGCACAUACAGCCGCGAUACUCAAUAAGGAAUUCCCAAGACGCACAGUUAAAGGAGCCUAAAGCAUCCGUUCUUCCGCCUGUUGGGUUACUGCGGGCGUACAAGGGUCUCUCUGACUGUUGUGUCAUCACAAAGUGUGUUUUGAUGUCCACGCCAGUCCGUCAGCCGUGGCUAUGUGCGCACGUCACGCUCGGCUUCCGGCUCCUCCUCCUGGCCUCCCUGCUGCACUCCUCCGCAGGUGUGCUGGGGAACUGCAGUCACCCGGUUGUACCGGAGCACGGGGGCUUCCGCUGCGAGUCGUCGCCGUGCCGAGGCUUCCCCCACAAGACGACCAUCCACUUCUUCUGUGGGCCGGGCUUCCACAUCCCCGGCAAGGUCCGCAGCGCCCGGUGCCGCACCAAAGGAUGGGUGCCCUCCAUACCCCCCUGUGUGCCUCUAAAAGACCGGUACAACAUGAAGCACGAUGACAAGAACAUCCACACUAUGCCCAGCAUUGCCACCACCGCCGUGGGCGUGUCCAUCUUCCUACUCACCACCACCGCCUGCAUGGUCAUCAGGUCCCGCCUCUACCCCUGUCACUCACACGGGCGUUCCUCAGACCAGAUGGACCUGAUGGUUGACGGUCUCCCCGUAACGCUCCCCUCCUACGAGGAAGCCGUCUACGGAAGCUGGGGUCAGCGUCUGCCCUCCUGUCCGGGUCCCGGCCCGACCCAGCUCCUAUUGGCCCAGGAGGUGCCCGACCCCCAUCAAUCAUCGCCCAACGACCAAUUGGAGGGCGGCGGCCGCCCCCGUCUGUCGAGUCAAAGCCCUGACAACCCCCCACCUCCUUACGAGGAAAUCCAGCGUCCACGCCCCCAGGAGGGCGUGAGUGGCGGACAGAUCCACCAAUCACAAGCCACGCUUUUGGACGACAAAGACCCUUAAAGGGAACCUCGACGCUGGAUGCGUCACAUUGUAUGGUAGCACGCAAACCACGCAUUGAGCAGGGAGGACGAUGGACGUGUGCUGACCACAUCGGGCCGGACGACGUGCUUGAUGAUACUGUGUCUACACAGUAGCCGGUAAAACAUGGCCGCCACAACAACACUGCAGCACUUUCUCUGGUCGGCCAGAGGGCGUCCAGCACUAUGGACCUAGCGUCCGAUCAGAUGGCAGAAUUAUUAUUAUUAUUAUUUUGUCCUAGAUAAGCUCUUGAUUGGCUGUUAAGUUGUAACUCUAAGUCGGGUCAGGCAGGUGCUCCCUGUGACCUUUGGAUCGACUUUUAAGUGUCCCACACACUUAAAUACUUCAAUGAUAUUGAUUGUAAUUAUUGAGCUAUUCUUUUAUUUUUGAGUGUGUGAAAGAUUUAAACUCAAAAAAAGACAACCUGACGUCUGAACGUAUAAUCUAGUGUUUGAGUGUGAGUGUAUUAGGACCUUUGUGAAUAUAGACUGGUCCAUUGCUUUUUUCAGCAGAUUGCUGGAGACGCUAGAAUUCCCAUCUGUGAUGGUUGGAGGCCUUGAGGGAACGUUUUCCUGUUUCCAAUACAAUGUCCCUCUGAAGAGAGACAUAAAAAGCAUAGCUCAAACCAGCUUCACAGGACAGGACUAGCUGCAAUAGUACAACAUACAAGGACUAAAAUUGAUUUACCUUCAUUUGGAUCAUCCAAUGAAACCAAAAUGCUGUAGCCCUAAUAAAGUGGUUAAUUGCUGGAAAUCACAACAAAGUUCAAUUGUUAUUCAUAUAUAUUUUUAUUAAAUCAAAGAAGGUAUACAAUAUUGAAUGGAAUCUGAAACCCAUACAGUAAUAGGCCUAACUUUACAAUGAUAGAGAACAAAUAUUUAUACUUAUUCAUUUAAAGUUCACCUUGAAUCAAUACCUUAUUAAGUGCUCAGAGCCGACAUGUUUGUAUUAUAAUAUUUUAUACAGUAGGCUACAUUAUGUAUGCAGGCGCUGACUGCAAGCGGUUAAAGUCCUUGACAUGCUUGCUGACGUCGCCAUUGCGGGAAAACCUGAAUGUAUAUUGUGGUUGAUUUGACAUAUAGAAAAAACAGCUAUAUAUAUAUUGUUUAACUGAUGGUGAAAUUUACUUCAUUCAAAUUUGUAUUGUUGCACAUCAUGUAAUUAUGUUAUAAAUAAAAGUUGGACCGUU